Molecule: messenger RNA, 7526 nt
Organism: Zootermopsis nevadensis
Lineage: Eukaryota; Metazoa; Arthropoda; Insecta; Blattodea; Termopsidae
Gene: Sms
Product: spermine synthase
Biological process (GO): spermine biosynthetic process
Molecular function (GO): spermine synthase activity
Source: RefSeq, a predicted model, not a curated record
UUUGUCCUCUGUGGCUUUCCCAUCUGUGCUUUUGCUGCUGAGAACUCCAUUGCGGUCUUUGGAGUGAACACUGUGGUCUUGAAAGGUUCCUCAAAGCAAAAGAUAGCGUUGCGGUACCGGUGUCUGUAGAGAUAAAUUUUAAUGUGAAGUAUUGUACUAUAUUUUUAUUCAGGCUUGAACUAGAAGCUAUAAGUCUUACAGUAUUACACAUAAAGUCAAGAACUUUACAUUCUGUGUGCAAUGGCCGUGAACACAGUUCUUCUAGAUUUCUCUGUGACAUCAACAAAACUUACAAGUGCAGAAGACAGUAAGAGUCUGCAGGAUGAUAUGGAAGCAGUAUUGUCAAGUUAUAUACCUGAGUUGAAGAGACAACAUACAUUUAAUUUUGCUGGCAGUUUUAUUGUGCUGCUGACUGGCGACAGAGGAAUUCAUGUCACUCUGCGAGGUUUCCCACAAGGCCUUGUAACAUGCAACAUUGAGUAUUAUAAGGAAGAUGAGGAGAAGCCUCUGUUUCUGUUUGAGUCAGUUCGAAAACUUGAAAAGGAUUUAGCUGAAAAACUCAUCAGCAACAGAUGUCAUUCAAUGCCAGCCUUGAAACGUGGGGAUUGCAUCGAUAGGUACUUCCCAACAGCAGAUGAACGUAUAUUGGAGUAUGAUAUUGAUAAAGUUUUGUAUGAGGAGAAGUCCCCAUAUCAGAAAAUUCUGAUUGUUCACUCUCGAAGUUUGGGUAACCUGCUUGUCCUGGAUGACUUGCAAAACAUGUCUGAAAGUGAUCUAAUCUACACAGAAACACUGAUGCAACGAGGAAAAGAAAAUUAUGAGGGAAAGGAAAUUGUCAUUCUAGGGGGAGGAGAUGGAGCAUUGCUAUGGGAAUUGCUGAAGGAGAAACCAAAAUUUGUGUAUAUGUUGGAGAUUGAUGAAUUGGUGAUGAAAGCCUGCAGCAAGCACCUUCGAAGUUGUUGUGGAGAUUGUUUAGACAAAUUAAAGGGUGAUAAUUAUGAGAUUAUUGUCGGUGACUGUGUAGAAAUGUUAAACCAGUUCAUCACAGAGGGUCGCAAGUUUGAUUAUGUAUUUGGGGACCUGACAGACAUCCCUCUGUCAGCAACCCCACAGGGAGAGAUGUGGGACUUCAUAAGACUCAUCCUCAACUCUUCAAUGGCAGUUUUAAAGUCAGAAGGAAAGUACAUGACACAUGGGAAUGGAGCUUCUUGUCCAGAGUCUCUCAGAAUGUUUGAGGAGCAGUUGCAGAAGCUUUCUGUUUCUGUGGAAUUCUCCAGAGCACAUGCUUUUGUGCCAUCCUUUAUGGAAGACUGGGUAUUCUAUCAGGUGUGGCAGAAGCAAAACUAGCAGACAGCUAGCAGCAUACAGAAAUACAGUAAGGAGAGAAUGAAGAGUGUGCCAAUUAAUGCAUUAUGCAGUCUAGCAGUUCAUGAAGUAAUGAAUUACCUAUGUCAUUUAGUUUCUGUGUUGAAAAGUAAAGAGGUGCAUAAUUUGUUGCUCUGCAUCAAAAUUGGUGGGUUUCAUAAUUUUAAACACUGUCUAGGAAGUAACAGAAUUUAUAAUUUGUCAGGGUGGCUUUGGAAAAUUAGAUAACAGUGACUUAUGGUAGUGGGAAGAAGAGGAGAGGGCAAGGUUUUUACUGAUGAGUAGUGUAGAUGAGGAUAUUUUGUGAUUCUACUUAUAUUACAAAGGAGAAGGAACUUUAUUAUGUAAAUAAUACAAAACAGUUGAGGUUGAAAAUGCUGCCAUUUUACAAUUCUUCUGAUAUAAGAAUGUGAAUUUCUUUUAAUAUUUGAGAAUUAUUCUUCAAAGCAUAAUAUAAUGAGUUGUCAGUAUUUUUCUCUCUCCUCCAGUUUAAAUUUUGUAAAGUGUGUACCAAAUAAUUGUCAUGAUGUACAAGAUGAAAGUUUAAACAUUGAUGAGGAAGUGAUGCCACCACUUUUGUCUUACUCAGUCACCUCACACGUAGUUGCCACAUUAUAUGUUUCACACCACCAUGUUGAUACGAACACCUUCAGACUAUGAUUAUAGAUGCCAAAAUAUGUAAUAGGAACUGAGACUAAAAGGCCAGCCAUCUGCCAGUAAUUGACUUCUGCCCCUCUCAUGGUGAAAUAGCACCCACUACUGUACAGAUGGUCUAAAAACAAAUUGGAUGUUGUCGAAACAUUUGAUUAUCUGUCAUGAAUGAUAGUUUUGUAACCACUUUCCCCUUCUCCUUUUGCCUAAUGCAUCCUUGAUCCACCCAUGGUACAACAGUUACUUGUCAUAGCUUUGUGACUAUUACUGAAGUGAAUUAUUUUUAUUUGAGCAUGGUUUCAAGCAGAUUAUGAGCCAGGGUAACUUACUUUAGUGACUACAGUAUGGGCUGAAUGACCAGGGUUCAGUUUCCAGCAGGGCUGACUUAGUCUCGUGUCCAGUGGGUGCUGUGAUUCUUGUAUUGGGGGUAAAGUGGCCACAUCAUGAAAUUGGCCACUAUUCUCUGUCUACAGCUGGAGUUAAUGUGUGGGGCUAUACCUCUACUCCCCCAUACAUCAGCAUGAUAUGAUGCUUAGUUAUGCACCAGGGACAGCUUUACCUUAAUCUUAAAUAACCCUUUAAAAACUCAGAUUAUGUAUUUCACUUGUGUAUUCAUGGUUUUUAAUAACUGUGCCCGCACUUGUUAAAAAUUGUGCAGAUAUUGUUAAGAAAUAUUAGUUUCUCAAGUGUUUUACUUUUUUAUAAUGAUGUAGAAACUUUUCUGUGGUGUGUUAUAUUGUGGUGUGGUGCAUCUGGUUAUGGUGUUAUUAAACAUUUCUCUUUCCUUUCCUAUGGCAUAUAAUGGAGAGGGAAUUUUAACAAUAGACUCCAGUAUCAUGUGGCUAUAUUUUAAGCUACUAAUCUGAAAUUGUCAGCAGCACUAUUUUAUCCUGAACAACAGUACACAUUUCAGCAAGAAUUAUUAUAUUUGUAAUUUAAAUCAUUGUACUUCAUUGCAUGGACAACUGUAAUUUUGAAAUUGUUUUACCAAACCUGUGAGAUGCAAAUGAUUGUGGCAUGAAUAUGAAAAGGUAAUAUGAUGCAAAAACCUUACCUGGCAAAUAAGCUGCUCAGUGAGGGUACUGAGUCUGAAAGGGUUAAACAAAUAAUGCAUUGAUUUUAUUUUGAGAGAAACUUUUAUUCUUGGAAUACAUUUCCAGACAUAUUUGUGAAGUACGACUUUCCCAAGUCUGCCACAUAAACAAAACAUAUCAUAAUGGUGACUAUUCUGGAAGCUUGCCACAGUGUAAAUUGGAAUAAGAGCUUUGGUGUCAUGCUUUAGAAGCCUGUACCAGUCUUCAUGCUGAAUAUGGAGGUGAUUCCACAUUCAGUACGUGUGCCAAGGAUGGAGUACCAUUUGAUAAUACAUUAUGAUACAAUAUCAGGCCUCACUUAUUUGCCAUAUUAUUACAGUCCACGUGAGUUUAGUAAAUUCCUGUGACAUAUGCAGCCUGGGAAGUUGUGCUGUCUUACUGAAAAAGUCAUGCUUGUUCUGAUUUGGUAUAAACUUCAUGGGUAGUACUUUUAUAACACUAUAAGUUGGUUUGCUUGCCAUUCAGCCACCUGAUGUGGCUUGUAGUCCAAGAGUAUUUCAUCAACACUCACUGUUAUCUUCUUCUUCUGGUGCCUUGACACUAGUCUUGAGAUGCUGGAUGCAUUGGAAAGUAUACUAUAAAUAAAAAAUAAACUAACUUUACCAUUUGAUGAGUCACAUAAUAUUCAUUCCUGUUUAUUUGUCACUACUGACACCAUCAACAAAAUCACAAACAAAUUAAUUUGCAUGCUGCCUUAUGCUGAAAUGCUGGAAGAGGAGGCCUCUGUAUAUAGGCAGAAGGAAAGUGUGUGGCAAAUAGGAACAGCCUGUUGAAUGUUACAAUACUGUGUUGACAGUAUAUGUGAAAUGAAAUAGAGUAGACCGAGUCUCUUGGGAUUUGUCAAUUCUGUUUGGAGAAUGUAUGUUUACAGGUGUCAUAUCAAGGAGUCCAGGCUUUGUAAGAAUGAGUGUUAAUGUUGAUUUAUUACAAAAGUUUUUACUGUAUCCAUUUUGACAAAAUUAGCCAAAUGUCUUGCAACUAAAAUGUGCAGAUAGAGAAAAAUGAAAAGCACGUAUGAGCUGGAGGUGUUUGCAGUAAGGUUUAGUAGCUGUGCUGUAAUUUGUAAUUCAUCUAAUAGGACCUGAUUAUCUGCAUAGAGUAUCAUAUUAGUUUUUCUGUUAGAUAUGAAGUAGAUUCCAUUUGUAACUAUUGGUUUCCAUUCCUGUAGAUUUGUUGAUGUACUGGUGGUAAACCACAUCCCAUCAUAAGUCUUUGUUAGUAGCAAUAGGUUCUGCAAUUCUUCUGUCUGCAUAUUUGUAUAUUCUUCUAAAGACAUUUUAUUGUUUAUAUUAAUGUGUUUUAGAAGCCACUUUCUCCUGUAAUUUCCCAUAGUUAUAUAGUUUAAGUUGUCAACCUUUUUCAUGAUUUGUGAAGUACAAAUAUGAGCAAAUUCAAUUCUUUUAUAAAGUUAUUAAAUCAUAAAGAUUAUAGAUGUAAAUACAAGGCAAAGAGCCAGGGUAGCUAAGUAUUGUGACUAGGUUAUAUAUAGGCUGGAUGACUGGGCUUUGAUUCCUGUCAGGAUCAGGAUUUUUCUCUUACCAACUGCAUUGAGACCAGCUCUGGGGUCCACCCAGAUUUGUAUCCAGUGGGUGGGUACUAGUUCUUUCCUCAGGGGUACAGUGGCUGGACCUUGAAACUGACCAUUCCUCAUAUGUCAUGGUGUGGUGGUUCAUAAAGUACUAGGGACAACUUUAUAUCUUAAUACAAGGCAUCCUAUUCAGUUCUGCUCAAGUUUUGCAAUUGAAGUAAUGUUACAUAAACUAGGGAUUAAUCAAAAUCUGAAUCGGCAGUAUACUGGGCUAUAUUGUUUCAGUUUCACACACUAUAUGAUGUAAUGAAAAACAUUGAAUCAAGUUUACAGUACCUUUUAUUUAAGGUAUUAUUGUUAAAUAAGCAUACAAAAACUGUAUCGAGAAGCACAGAUGUAAUCUAGUUUAUAGAGAAUGUAAGGAAUUGAAAUGCUUUUACAUUGAGAUACAGAGCACUUUAAAGUUUGUUGUUUAUAAAGAGGUCAUUCCCAAAAUUUUUGUGAUACACCUUAAUUAGCUUGUGAAUUAUUUCCAGGAACUGCUGUAUAUUGUGUAUCAGGUUGAUAUAAGCCAAAAGUAUAUAUAACAAGCGGUUCUGAAACCUAUGCAUUGUGAUUAGUAAAUGUCAAUUGAAAUAGGUGAGAUACUUGGUAAGUUCCCAUUUAGGUUUAUUUUGCUUAUGCAUGAAUAGAAAGUUAUGUAAGGCAGCCUAUACAGGCUUAUUUAAUACCUUUUUAUAAUUGUCUAGUCCUUCAGCUGUCCCUAUUUUACCAAGUGACAAGAAACACUGUUCAAAUUAAGUGAUACAUAUUACAAAACAACAGGAAUGUUGUACAGUUCUCCUUUAAGUGCCAGUCAGAAUCAGAAUAUUACUUUUAUAAAUAUCAAUGGUAAAGAAUGUUAUUUAGUUUAGGUUAGUAAUUUUGAUUUAGUCAUAAGCUGAGUACCUGUUGUGCAUAUUAACCAUGUAAAAUAUUUAAUUUUGAUUUACAUAUUUUACAGCAUUGCUAGUGAAACAAAUUGUGUGUUCAGAAGUCCAGUGAGUAUUCAAGAAAUUAUACAGUAUGGUCUUAGAACAUUGUUUUUUGUGGUUUCGUGUCAGAUAUUCCAGAAACGUGGUCAAGGGUUUCUUCUUGGCACCUAGUCAUUCAUGUGCCAUUAUAAUGUGUAUAUCGUUGCAACUCUGUAUGCUGUAAGACUUGCCUUGAUUGUUAAGCUGGAUUAACAAACUCUUUCAGGCUCAUAAUGCUGAAUAUUUGUGUGUUCAGAGUCCCAUUGGCUAUAACUUUUCUGCUUAUACUGUCUCGCGCUUUUAACGUGGAAUGAAUUUGUUUUAUAUAAGGAGUGUGCAAUAAAUUCUAGGUCUAUGACUGAUUUUUUAUGUAUGCUUGAAGUCGGUAAAUACAUAGUACUUGUAUUACAUGCAUGUGAUAAAGUGGCAGAAUUAUGAAUUUUAGCAUUCAGUUUUAUUGUUUUUUAAAGAUGGUAAUGAAGCAGGCAGAUGUGCAGCAAGAUAGUGAAUUUUAUCAUUGCUGAAGUUUCCAGUUUGAAAAUUUGACAGUCGUCUGCACUGACCAGAAAAUACUCUUUCACUUUCCAAAGUUUUCUAUAUUUCUCAGAAAGUUAAAAAUCCAUUCUUUUAAAGCUAGAACUGGUGUGCUGAUCAAUGCUGUCACAAAUACAAAUAGUUGUGAUGAGACCUGUAUCUACAACAAUUAAAGUUCUUGAGGAGGCAUAUUUGGAAAUGCUUCAUCACCCUCUUUAUAGCUCAGAAUUAGUUCCAAGUGAUUUCCUCUCUGGGCUGCUGAAGGUGGCAGUGGCAGAACCGAUGUUUGAACAAGAUGUGAGCUGAAGGGGUUUGGAAGAUCAUGUAUGUAGCAUGGUUUAGUCAUACAGCUGGUGCAUAUUAUAUGUGGAAUUGGAGUAUGACAGUGCCAAUACUCAUGCAGCAGGUUUACAAGGUACAAAAUAAAAUAAGUUCUGAAAUGUAUUGUGCACUCCUCAUAAACUGAUUAUUUCAAAUUUUCAUUAAUCCUUAAGGAAAAUUAGUAAUGUAGGCAAACUGGAUUUUCUUUUAUAAUGGUAUCACACUUCUGUCUUUCACAGAAGAUCUGUUAACCUGGAAAAUUGGAAACAAAAUGUUAAUUUUGAACUGAUUUUUCAGUAUUAAUUAAAGUUUGUUCUACGUUGUUCUUAUAACAUUUAAAAAGCUGGGGAUACCAUGUUUUCAGUCAAUGAACAUGCUAGGUAUAUCAGAUUAACUGCUGCAGAAUAUGGUAUUACAGCUAUUUGUAGUCAGUAAUUAUUAGAUUGUAACUUUGAGAAUAUAUAUGACAUAAUUAAAAUAUUUUUCUGUAUGUUUUAAACUUCAUACAGGAGUUUACUUAUAUUCCUUUUUAUAAUUGUUUUUGUUCAUUGUAAUUUUACCCACAAAUUAGGUACUGUUAUUUCACUGUGAACGUGGAUGUAUGAAGUUCACACUUUACGAUGGAAUUAUUGUUAAACAUUUCCCAAUUAAGAUUUUUCUCAACUUUAAUGUUCAUUGUCUAUAGUUCCAGCACAAUUAUGGCAUUAUUAAGUUCACUCUGGGUAAAGGUUUUCCUCAGGUUAGUGUUCAUAUACAAUAAUUGGGAAUUUCACUGUAUGUUUGUAGUUAGGAGACCAAACUAUAUGAAUGUAUGGGUUUUAGAAUUAUAAAGUUGUAAUAUAAACUCUUGUUUUAUCAUAGUGUGUUGGGACUUACCAGUGAACAUUUUACACUGUAUGUCUUUUUACUUGGAAGGGUUGUUUUCAGUAUGAACUGAGCUAACAUGAUGUUACUUUGUACUUGGCAAUAACCUCUUAUUGUAGUUGCUUACAAAUCACCAAUUAAAUGCAAUGUUAUGUG